This is a messenger RNA of Rhagoletis zephyria (snowberry fruit fly), 1351 nucleotides long. RefSeq lists its product as uncharacterized. Gene Ontology annotation, molecular function: zinc ion binding; nucleic acid binding. NCBI's taxonomy places the organism in Eukaryota, Metazoa, Arthropoda, Insecta, Diptera, Tephritidae. The record is from RefSeq and is a predicted model, not a curated record.
AUGGCUGAGUUCUUAGAAGACGACUACACCGUAGAAGAUGAAGCAAUUACUGGUAUAUGCUUCGAGUUUAAAUUAAACGUUUAUGACAUAUUUCAACCAAACGCUAUGUUUACGGUAGAUAUAGUAAAAUGGGCGGUUCACGAGCAUGCUCGCAAAAAAUCAAAAAAUUUUGACGCAGCGACGAAUGACGAAGGUGAGCAGGCACAGCAGCUAGCCGGCGACAUCGUAGUCGACGCUGAACAUACAAACAUUCAGGUCGAUUGCAGCACGUUACAGCGAAGCGAGCAGAGAAAUGACCAGACAUCUAUCAACGCAGCAGAACAAACGGCACACACAAAUGCACAUGCAAACAUCAACGCUAUAGAUUUUGAGUUGUUGGUACGCGAAGCAAACCUGCUAAAGCGUGAAUUGAGUGGUAGUGAAAUAGCGAGUAACACAAUAGUAACCCAACGAACAAUAUCAUUGGAUAUGAUACAAAAUAUGAUUCCAGAGUUCAGCGGCGGAACCAACGUUAGUGUUUGGGUGGCACAAUUUAAAAAUAUUGCUAGCGGUUACGAUAUUAAGGAAAAUGAGUUGCGCAUAUUGAUGCUAAACAAAUUGAAAGGCAAAGCACAGCGUUGGUUACACAGUAUUUCAAACUUUACAACUGAAGAAUUGAACUCCUUAAUAUCCCAAAUGGAAAACGUUUUCGGCUCAAAGGAAAGCCGCUUGCUGUUGCGACGUCGAUUUGAAACUCGACAAUGGAAGGCCGGUGAAAAAUUUUCACAAUAUUUUAACGACAAAGAAAUGCUCGCAAGUCAGCUACAGCUUAGUGAAGAAGAGUUAGUAGAAUACGUAGUUGAAGGCAUAGCAGACGACCGGUUGCGUACCCAAGCUUAUUUACAAUGCUAUACAACAAAGGAGCAGCUAGUGAAGGCCUUCACUAAAAUUGAAGCAGGGCGAAAGACGACAACAACAACGACUACGAGUGGUGCCCAGAUGCGCGAUGUUAGAAGCUACAAUUGUAAUAGUCGAGGUCAUAUCGCACCGAACUGCGACGUCGGCGCAUGCUACGCUUGUGGCAGUAAAGACCAUCGAGUGGCAGCAUGUACGGAUGAAAAGAAUAUUCAUAUGGUCGACGAAUAUAAUGUUUAUAUGACACAGGAAGUCCAAUCAGCUUCAUAAGGCGAUCAUACGUUAAAGACAAACUAAAUCUAAAAUCUUUAUUAAAGUUAAAUUCUUGCUACUUUGGUUUAAAUGAUAUACAAAUUGUAACUUAUGGAAAGUUUUUAUGUUAUGUCAAAAUAAAAAAUGAAUAUUUUGCAGUUUAGUAGUCGAUGAUUGAACCACAAAGUAUGAAGCUGUGUUAGGA